AUUGAGGUCGCUGUCUUUACCAAGCAGCAGUGCCUUGUCUCUCCCUCUAUUGCUCCACUGCAUUGAAGAAACAGAAAGCUAAACAGAUGUUAUAAGUUUCGUUUCUCAUUUGAUCUAAUUCCCCUCAUAUUGCCCAACCUCUACCCCUGUCUCUCAGGAUGUGUUGCACCAGAGGGCAGUGCUGUUAAAUGCUCCAUUGUGAGGGUGUAUAUAUACUGAGUAAACGUGUUGGCAGUAAUAUUGGAUUAAAACACAGACUGCGUGAUACACACAGUGGGAGCCUCCCAAAUAUUUUUCUCCCGUUAUGAACUCUCUACCAUCCUACUCAGGAGCUAGAAUAUCUGGCUGUUGGACUCUAAGAUCUGAUGGCAGUGGAGGUGGUGAGGGAUCACUGGAUCGGCUUCUUCCCACGAUAACCACAGGCCUUUCACCCAGGAAACGGACCACCAGCCAGUGCAAGUCUGAGCCUCCUCUCCUGCGCACCUCCAAAAGAACCAUCUACACCGCCGGCCGCCCACCAUGGUACAACGAGCACGGAGCACAGUCCAAGGAGGCCUUUGUCAUUGGUUUGUGUGGUGGCAGCGCUUCAGGAAAGACAACCGUAGCUAGGAAAAUAAUUGAAGCUCUAGAUGUGCCAUGGGUUGUCUUACUUUCAAUGGACUCUUUCUACAAGGUCCUGUCCCCAGAACAGCAGACUAUGGCUGCCAGUAACGACUAUAACUUUGACCACCCUGAUGCCUUUGACUUUGAUCUGCUGACCCACACCCUGCGCAAACUCAAGCAGGGCAAGAGUGUGAAAAUCCCCGUAUACGACUUCACAACUCACGGCAGACAGAAGGAGUGGAAAACGGUGUAUGGAGCCAGUGUUAUCAUCUUUGAAGGAAUCAUGGCCUUCGCCGAUAAAAAGCUCUUGCAGUUGCUGGACAUGAAGAUCUUUGUGGACACAGACUCUGACAUCCGGCUGGUGCGUCGGUUGAGGAGAGACAUCACCGAUCGAGGCCGAGACAUCGAGGGCGUCAUCAAACAGUACAACAAGUUUGUGAAGCCAGCGUUUGAGCAGUACAUUGAACCCACCAUGCGGCUGGCUGAUAUUGUGGUGCCACGGGGCGGUGGCAACAUGGUGGCCAUCGAUUUGAUUGUGCAGCAUGUCCACAGUCAGCUGGAGGAGAGGAAACUUCGCUGGGAUAUGGCAGCACUGGCUUCUGCACACCAGGCCCAGCCCCUCCCCCAGACCCUCAGUGUUCUGGACAGCACACCCCAGGUUAAGGGCAUGCACACCAUCAUCAGAAACAAGGAAACCAGCCGUGAUGAGUUCAUCUUCUAUUCCAAGAGGUUGAUGCGUCUGUUGAUUGAGCGAGCACUCUCCUUCCUCCCCUCGCAGGUCCAUGUAGUGCAGACCCCCCAGGGAGAAGAUUAUGAAGGCAGGGCGUUCCACGGGAAGAGGAUCACGGGUGUGUCCAUUCUGCGCGCCGGGGAGACCAUGGAGCCCGCUCUGAGGGCGGUGUGCAAAGAUGUCCGCAUCGGCAAAAUCCUCAUCCAAACCAACCAGGACACAGGAGAACCAGAGCUUCAUUACCUGCGGCUACCAAAAGACAUCAGUGAAGACCACGUGAUUCUGAUGGACUGCACUGUGUCCACUGGAGCUGCUGCAAUGAUGGCUGUGCGAGUCCUCCUGGACCAUGACGUUCAGGAGGACAAGAUCCUACUUGUGUCUUUGCUAAUGGCAGAGAUGGGAGUCCAUUCAGUGGCGUACGCAUUCCCACAGGUCCAAAUCAUCACCACAGCUGUUGACAAGAAAGUCAACGAUCUCUUCCACAUCAUACCCGGCAUUGGAAACUUUGGGGAUCGAUACUUUGGAACCGAUGCACCCCCUGACUGGAGCGACGAAGAGAUGGAUGAGCCCAGUUACUGAUUACAUUUUUAGCAGUGUACUAACUUAUUAGGUGAUUCAGAGCCGUUCACCUCAGAGGACAACAUAAGGACAUAGUCUUUGCUGCUGUCGGGCUCUAACGUGCGUCCUUCAAGGGCCAAACCAAACCAGGUGCCCUGACAGAUCAACUGAAACAGAACAAACCAUUGCCUAAGUACAGUCACCUUGUUUCAGUUAUAAAGUAUAUUAUUUUAUCUUAUGUAAAUGCUCUUGUGAAAAGUUGAGUUAUGAAGUAUGAAAUAUUUUUAUACAUACAUUUAGUCCAAAUAUUUAAUUGUACUUUUUAAAUUAAUGCCAUCUAUGACAUUUGCUGGCAUGUUGGUUCGAAAAGAUAUCAACUGAAUGUGAAUUUGCUCGUGCCGUAAAAGAAAAAAGACAUCAAGCUUUUAAGGUUAUUUUAAACCAUAUACCUCACAACUUUCUCAAAAGUAAAAUCGGAACAUGAACUUAUGUUGCUCAACUUCCAUCGCCAUAGGCACUUUCUGAAGACCAUUCGAUCGAAACAAUGCGUGGGUGUAGUUGUCUUUCUUUCAGCUCUGUGGUUCAUAUUUUUCCACUUUGUGGAUGCUGACCCAACCAGCUAGGUUAGAGAAGCCUUUUUCAUUUUACAGCCAGAAGUAUGCACUCGUGGCAUAUAUUUAUGCAGCAUAUCAUUCAUUUACAUACUUUCUAUGUAUAGACCUGACCAGUCAGCAGGCAAGUCAAGUAUCUUUUUAGCUGCAAUGAAAAUGGGUCAUCUGCAUUCAACAAAAAAUGAUUUAGUGUUUAUUUCAGUGCAAUAACUCCUGAUUAAUGCCUCUAUAUGUGGUGCAGUAGCUGGAAUUGGUUCGUAUAAAGGGGGCUGUUGAGAUAUAUGAACUCAGAACACCAACAUGUCCAAAAGUGUGGCGUUCACAAAGCCGUGCCAGUGCCUGAUACUUAAUAUAAGUAUUGAAAUGAAGGAGGUUUGUCUGUCAAAGUUGGUGCCCCUUUAGCUUUUUUAAAUGUUUGCCAGGGUUUUGACGCAAUCCAUAAUGUUCCUUAAUUUGGUUAUUUGAUUUGAUGCAAUGAGAAAUCAGAAGAAGAGCGUUGAAUAUUCAUUUGGAAAUCAUAAUGUGUUUUCAUUAAUAGGAUCUUCAACAAGUUCACAAUAACUUAUUAUUUAAUGCAUUUGUUUUAAAACAAUCUUCAUAUAGACAUAUAUAUAAGUAAGUAUUAAAGCUAUUUAUUUUUACAUUUUACAUUUUGGAGAAAAAAUAAGUGUACAACCUUAAGGGGAAAAAAACACAAACAUUAGCUGUGAAAAGUCAACUUCAGCCACGUCAGCUACAAGCACUGAUACGGCUGUCGGUUCACCAUUACCAUUUGUCCCCCAGUCUCAGCGUUGACUGCGUGCUGUUAUGUGUGUACUGCUGCUGCAUGUUUUUAUAUGUUCAAUAAAAGUGCAGUCUAGCUUUUUAAA
Molecule: messenger RNA, 3371 nt
Organism: Eleginops maclovinus (Patagonian blennie)
Lineage: Eukaryota; Metazoa; Chordata; Actinopteri; Perciformes; Eleginopidae
Gene: uckl1b
Product: uridine-cytidine kinase 1-like 1b
Exons: 15
Coding region: 305-1912 (535 amino acids)
Cellular component (GO): cytoplasm
Molecular function (GO): ATP binding; kinase activity
Source: RefSeq, a predicted model, not a curated record